Molecule: messenger RNA, 5732 nt
Organism: Durio zibethinus
Lineage: Eukaryota; Viridiplantae; Streptophyta; Magnoliopsida; Malvales; Malvaceae
Product: receptor-like serine/threonine-protein kinase SD1-8
Biological process (GO): recognition of pollen; protein phosphorylation
Cellular component (GO): plasma membrane
Molecular function (GO): protein serine/threonine kinase activity; ATP binding
Source: RefSeq, a predicted model, not a curated record
GAAGUUAUAUGUGAACAUAGAAAACAUAGCUGCACGCAAUUUCUUUAGUCAACAUUGUGAUAUUUUUGUACUAAUCUUCUGCAGACCAAGACUUGUAUUCGUCUUGUUGGUAUAAUUUGUCAUUUUGCAACCCUGUCAUCUUUUGUUAGAAGAAUUUUCAGAGGGCUUUCUUUAAAAUCCUGAUCAGUGGAUGCAAUAUUUUAUAGACAUUCAUACAACAAACAGGCUAUAAUACUGAUUCCAUCUGCUGCUCUGGCAAAUAUGAGUUCGGGUUCUGCUGCAGGUAUUUGUCAUUCCCCAGUUGCUUCUUGUGGUGCAUGUAGCAAUAUAGAUUGAAGUUGAAUAUUCAUUUUUAUUUAAAGCUGAAUGUUUAGUGGUGAAAGGAUUCAAACUCUGAACCCUUAAUCAAUCAGAGUCAGAUACCAUGAUAGCUAAUUGAAAGGGAUAAACGUUUAAACAUAUAAGUUUGGAUUCAGGUUGAAGUUGAAGGUUCUUCAGUUACAUGAUAGUGGGAGUUUGAUAUUGCAUACUUAUGUAAAGAAAAAUGUUGAGUUGACAUGAUCCGAACUUAGUAACCAUUAGGAAAAGCGGACUCUGAUACCAUGAAACUAGAUCCAGCUUUCAUCAUUGCAUUUGGAUUACUUAUAGGUAAUAAAAUGAAUUCAAAAACCCAAUUUGUUUAUCCUGUUCUCCUCCCGAUGUUUUCAUGCCACAUCUUGAAAUACUAUGACGCUGUAACAGAUACAAUCUCACAAGGGCAACACCUCAGUAGCUCAGAAACUAUAGUAUCAUCUGGUCAAAUGUUUGAAUUAGGAUUUUUUUACCCAGGCGAUUCAACGAAUUGCUAUGUGGCAAUUUGGUACAAGUUUGUCUCGGAACAAACAGUUGUUUGGUUAGCAAACCGAGAUUUUCCUCUCUCUGCUUCUGCAGUUCUCAGUAUUAGUUUUGAUGGCAACCUAGUGAUUAGGGAAGGCAAGAUAAUUUACAUGGUGUCAGACAUAGCAUCUAAUGCAAAUGUGAGUGCUACAUUGUUGGAUUCAGGAAAUCUUGUUGUGAGAGAUGAAAAAUCCAACGUCUUAUGGCAGAGCUUUGACUUCCCUUCUCAUACUUUCUUGCCUGGAAUGAAACUUGGAUAUGAUAGAGGGAAUAGAAAAAAUUGGUCUUAUGCCUCUUGGAAAAGUGCCAAUGACCCUAGUCGUGGAAAUUUCACCUUGGAAUUGGAUUCGAGAGAAGGGCGGAUUUUGAUCUUGAACGGUGAUGAAAUAUACUGGCGAUCUAGGCCUGGGGAAGAUUAUGCUGACGUAUUUGAUUUCCCUCCAGAAACGAGAUUGAACAAUUACAACUUUAACUUUGUUUCCGAAUUUGACAUGUCUUAUCUCACUUACGACCUCUAUAGGAAAGACAUCAUUAGUAGAUUUACUAUUGAUGCAACAGGACAGUUGAAACAAUUUGUAUGGUUAGACAAUGAGUGGAAUCUGUUCAACUCUCAACCUAGACAACUAUGCGACGUUUAUGCUUAUUGUGGAGCCAAUACGAGCUGCACCAAUGUUUCAUCACCAUAUUGCAGCUGUUUACCUGGAUUUGAACCAAGCGCACCCAAGUUUUGGGAGAAAGGAGACUAUAGAGAUGGGUGCCAAAGGAAAACUGUUUUACAAUGUGGCAAUAGCACGGGUGCAGGGGAUAGAUUUCUUAAGCUGUCUAAAGUAGUAGUGCCCAAGAAACAGCUGACUCAAAAGGUUCAGAGUAUUGAUGAAUGCAGGUCAUCAUGCUUAAGUAGUUGCUCCUGUACUGGUUUUUCUUAUAUCAAUCAAAAUUGCUCCAUCUGGAUCGGAGAUCUUAUUAAUUUGCAGCAACUUUCAGCUAAUGAUAUUUCGGGAACAGAUUUUUUUCUCAAACUCGCGGCUACUGAUUUGGAGACAGGAAAACACACACGAAGUAAGAGGAAUCGAUCAAUUAUUAUAUCGGUGACAAUUUCUGUGACAAUUCUUACUUCAGCCAUUCUCAUUUGGAUAGUGAAGAUGAAAAAGGACAAAAGAAAAGCAGGAGAGAAUCUGUUGUCAUUUGAACUAAGUAUUAGCCCAGCACUUAUGGAAAAUGAACAACCUGUGGUAAAACGACAACAAAAACAUAAGAAGGAAGUGGAGAUUCCACUAUUCAGUUUUUCAAGCGUGUCUGCUGCUACCGAUAACUUCUCCGUCUCAAAUAAGCUUGGAGAGGGUGGUUUUGGACCUGUAUACAAGGGAAAAUUACUAAAAGGGAAUGAAGUAGCAGUAAAAAGGCUCUCAAGAAAGUCUGGACAAGGUUGGGAUGAGUUAAAAAAUGAGGCAAUGCUCAUAGCCAAACUCCAACACAAGAAUCUUGUGAAACUUCUUGGUUGCUGCAUUGAAGGAGAUGAAAAGAUUCUUGUCUAUGAGUAUUUGCCCAAUAAGAGCUUAGACUUUUUCCUCUUUGAUACCAAAAAUAUUUUUACACUAGCUUGGAGAACUCGUGUUCGAAUCAUUGAAGGGAUUGCUCAAGGUCUUCUUUACCUACAUCAAUUUUCCAGGCUACAAAUUAUCCACAGGGAUUUGAAGGCCAGCAACAUUUUGUUGGAUGAAGACAUGAACCCAAAAAUUUCAGACUUUGGGUUGGCAAGAAUUUUGGGAGGCAGUGAACCACGAGCAACUGAUCGAAUUGUCGGUACUUAUGGCUACAUGGCUCCCGAGUAUGCCUUUGAAGGUGUCUUCUCAGUGAAAUCAGAUGUCUUCAGCUUCGGAGUUUUGUUGUUAGAGAUUUUAAGUGGCAAGAAGAACACUGGUUUCUAUCAGAGCAAUUCUCUUAAUCUUCUAGGAUAUUCAUGGGAUCUUUGGACAAGCAGUAGGCCUCUGGAGUUGAUGGAUUUGGUAAUGCAAGAUAGUUCUUCUGCCAAUGCAGCAAUUAGAUACAUUAACAUUGCACUUCUCUGUGUUCAAGAACGUCCAGCAGACAGACCAACUAUGUCUGAUGUUGUCUUGAUGCUGAGUAAUGAACUUACCUUCUUACCUUCUCCGGCUCUACCAGCUUUCUCAAAUGUCAGAAGUAUGGUUGAUCCAAUCCGAAAUUCAAGUCCGAGCAAGCCAGAGAUCUGCUCUGAAAACAAACUAACAAUCUCAGUUUUGGAUGAAUUUGUUGCUAUCUGGUGGCUAUUCUUGUCCAAAUCUGAUAGUAUUUCAGUCUUGAAAGGUUCAGUGAAAACUCAAGUGGAAAUAACAAUCAACUUGCAAGGAGAGCCAGGAGAGAAUUUGUUUAGAAGAAAACUAGACUUUAAAAUGGAGAGGGCUCUUAUAUUCGCUUUGUUCUGCUCUUUAGUAAUUUUGUCACUCCUGGAAUUGUCAGAGGAAGCUGAUAUUUUAACUGUUGAAGGAUCUGUGAGUGAUGGUGAGACACUGGUUUCCCCAUCCCAAACCUUUGAACUAGGCUUCUUCUCACCAGGAAACUCCAAAAACAGAUACCUGGGUAUAUGGUUCCAGAACAGCCCUGGAGCAGUUGUUUGGGUUGCUAACAGAAACAACCCAAUUGCUGAUGGGAAAGGGGUUUUAACUGUAAGUGACAGUGGAAAUCUUGUCCUUCUGAACCAGACAAGGAAUGUCAUAUGGUCUUCCAAUUUGUCUGGGCCAGCAGAAAAUCCUGUGGCGCAGCUCUUAGAUACAGGAAACCUUGUUCUCAGGGAGAACAAAAGCAUGACCCAAAGCUAUUUGUGGCAAAGCUUUGAUUACCCAUCUGACACACUUUUGGCAGGCAUGAAAAUAGGAUGGAACUUAAAGACUGGUGAGGAAAGAUUUUUGUCAUCAUGGAAAAGUGCUGAAGAUCCAUCUCCUGGAAGCUUCACCUACAGAAUUGACAUAAAUGGGUUACCUCAGUUAGUCAUAGAAAGAGGAUUAAUGACAAAUUACCGUACAGGACCAUGGAAUGGAAUUGGAUUUGGAGCUGUUCCAGCAGUCCCAAAUUUAGUCUUCAAACCGAUUGUCAUCUCUAAUGAGAACGAGGUAUAUUAUAUUUAUGAAGCUGUCAGCAUUGCAAUUACCAUGCGAUUAUGGUUGAAUCAGUCAGGUUAUUUACAGCGUCUUAUAUUGAAUCAAGGGAGCAAUGAAUGGGAUGCUUUGUACUCAGCUCCAUUUGAUCAAUGUGACAGCUAUGGACUCUGUGGUGCUAAUAGUAUAUGCAGCAGUAGGAGAUCAGAUACCUGUGAGUGUUUAACAGGUUUCAUCCCCAAAUCACAAGAAGGAAAAGGAACAAAUAAGUCAUUGUCUACGAACUGUGUAAGAGAAUCAUCACUAGACUGUCGAAAGGGAGAAGGAUUUCUAAGGCUUGUGGGGGUUAAAGUACCGGAUUUGUUAAAAGUUCAGUUGAAUAAAAGUAUGAGCCUCAAGAAGUGUGAGGCUGAAUGCUUGAAGAACUGUUCUUGUACAGCUUAUGCUAAUAUGAAUACGAGUGAAGGAGGCAGCAGCUGUUUGAUGUGGUUUGGUGACCUCAUGGAUAUCAGAGAAGUUUCAGAAAUGUACAGAGGAGAAGAUGUCUAUGUAAGACUGUUGGCUUCAAAUCUUGGUAUGUACCACUUUCUCAAAACACUGCCCCUAUUAAUAAUCCAGUUUCUUGACACCAGUGGCGGAUUAAGAUUUUUUGGUUAUCUUGGGCCUGGUAUUCUGCAUAAUUUGGAAGAAAUCAAAGAAAAGAGACUGGAAGGUGGGAAAGACGAAGCAGAAGUGCCCCUGUUCGACUUGUCAACCAUAGAAAGUGCCACUAAUAAUUUCUCUUAUGCCAAUUUCAUUGGAGAGGGUGGCUUUGGCCCUGUUUACAUGGGAAAUCUUCCAACAGGGCAGGAAAUAGCAGUUAAGAGGCUGUCAAAGGACUCAGAACAGGGUGUUGAGCAAUUUAGGAAUGAAGUAGUUUUGAUAGCCAAACUCCAACACAGGAAUCUUGUUGGACUGCUGGGUUGCUGCAUUCAAGGAAAUGAAAGGAUGUUAAUCUAUGAGUUUAUGCCCAACAAAAGCUUGAAUUACUUUAUCUUUGAUCAUAAUAGAAGAGCUCAACUAUCAUGGCAAAAGCUGUUUGAUAUCAUUCUAGGGAUCGCAAGAGGGCUACUCUAUCUCCACCAAGAUUCUAAACUUCAAAUUAUUCACAGGGAUCUCAAAGCAAGCAAUAUUUUACUAGACAGCAAUCUGACCCCUAAAAUUUCAGAUUUUGGCUUGGCAAGAAUUUUUGGUGGCAAUGAUGAGGAAACGAAAACAAAGACAGUUGUUGGAACAUAUGGUUACAUGGCUCCUGAGUAUGCAAUUGAUGGAACAUUUUCAGUCAAAUCUGAUGUUUUCAGCUUUGGUGUGCUUAUGUUAGAAAUAGUAAGUGGUAAGAAGAAUAGAGGAUACAAUCAUUCUGAUCACCGCUACAAUCUUCUAGGUCAUGCAUGGUUGCUUUGGAAUGAAGAUAGAGCUUUGCAACUGAUGGACACAAGCCUGGAAGAAUCAUGUGUUAGGUCUGAAGUGGUCAGAGUUAUCCAGGUUGGUUUAUUGUGUGUUCAAGAAUUCCCAGAAGACAGGCCACCAAUUUCAUCUGUUAUUUUCAAGCUGACAAAUGAAGAAGCAACAUUGCCUCAACCUAAACAACCUGGUUUCUUCAUACAAAGGAAAAGCUGCAACAGUUUUAGUGCUACAACUACAAGUAAAGAAGAAUCAAUUACAGAAAAUGCAGUUUCCAUAACCAUGCUAGAAGCUAGAUAA